Oryzias latipes (Japanese medaka) is the source of this 1560-nucleotide messenger RNA. RefSeq names its product ZPC domain containing protein 5. The record is from RefSeq and is marked provisional. Gene Ontology annotation, molecular function: acrosin binding. Gene Ontology annotation, cellular component: extracellular matrix. Gene Ontology annotation, biological process: egg coat formation; positive regulation of acrosome reaction; binding of sperm to zona pellucida. Lineage: Eukaryota; Metazoa; Chordata; Actinopteri; Beloniformes; Adrianichthyidae.
GGGUCAGCGAGGAGCACUUGCAGUCUGAUUUUUGGGUGCUGCUUCUUCAGUCAUUUUGAUGGCUCCCUCACGGUUAAAGAUUAGCUGCCUUUUUGGGCAUUUGACUGCCUUCUGUCUUCAGUUGACACUUGCGUUUCCACCAUUGCAUUACGUGCCGCCUGUUUCUCUCAAAAGCCAAAGCUCUUUGCCGAGUGUGGUCCAGCAGCCAGAGGAGCCGGUGCCCGUUAACACAGUUGGUGUGCUCUGCCACCCUGAUUCCAUGGAGCUCAGCAUCAACGCUGACCUGUUUGAAGUGGGAGCGCCUGUUGACGUCCGUGAGCUGCGUCUCGGAGUCGAGCACAGCGACUACUGCAGUGCAACAGCAUCCUCAGACUCUGAGUACAGAAUCCUCGUGGGCCUGGAGGACUGUGGCACCAAACACUGGAUGACAGAAGACUCUCUGGUCUACACAAACCUCCUGAUUUAUACUCCCCUUCCUGCUCUUAAUGGAAUAACUCGAAUGGAGGAGGCCGUUAUUCCAAUUGAAUGCCAAUAUAAAAGGAAGUACAGUUUAUCCAGCUCAUCACUCGUGCCAACUUGGGUUCCCUUCACGUCCACACAAGCUGCUGUGGAAACUCUCCAGUUCAACCUGAGGCUCAUGACCAAUGACUGGCUGCACGAAAGGGGUGCCAACACGUUCUUCCUCGGCGAGCCAAUCAACAUUGAGGCAUCAGUCAGGGUGGAUCAUCACAUGGGGCUCCGGCUGUUCCUGAACAGCUGCGUGGCCACACUUGAACCCAACAUCAAAUCUGAUCCCAAAUAUGUCUUUAUUGAGAAUGGGUGCCUGCUGGACUCCCAGCUUCCAGGCUCAAAGGGUCACUUCCUGCCAAGAACAAAAGACAAUAUACUGCAGAUGACUAUCGAUUCUUUUAAAUUCCAUAAUGACGAACGAGGACAGCUUUACAUCACAUGUCAUCUCAAUGCGGUGCCAGUGGAUGAUGCAGAAGCACAAAGCAAGGCCUGCACAUAUGUAAAUGGAAGGUGGCGGUCAGCUGAUGGAAACGACUACCUGUGUGGAUUCUGUCAAAGCCCCAAUGAAGCCAGUAAAGCACUCAGCAUCCCUGGAGUCUUUAAUCCUCGUAGCUUUGGAAAAUCUGCAGACAUGGAGCCCAUGUGGAGAAGUGGACUCAAGACUAAUAAGGUUUGGGAACAUGAAGCCAGACUGGGGCCAGUGACUAUUCUGCCUUCAUGGAAGAGUGGGGCUCUUGCUGCACAUGAACUACCUCCAGUUCUCCAUAAGAUCCACAAAACGGCGCUGUACGGCAGCCACUGGAGGAGCGGCCUAAACACAAUCGAGAAGAGCCUGGUUCCAGAACCAUCAAGUUCAGAACUAGAAGAGGAUGACAGUGAUGACUAUGAUGAGUCUGACUCUGACCUGGCGUUUGUGAUGAAGUCCUUGGAGAUUGCCCAUACCAACACUACCUUCCCCAUCGUCACAUAUGACCUGGAGCCCUCUAAGAUGAAUGCAACUGCUGCUAACCCUGACCUUUCUGAUAAACAUGACCCAAAGAAAUAAAAUGC